AGAAGAAGAAGAAGUGUGUGUGUGUGCGAUUGAUUUGUGACGGAAAGCACAACACACCAAUCGCCAACAUGGGAAAGAGCUCCAGAUCCAGCGCAAUCAAGAAGAACAACCAGGUGCUGAAGAGGAAAGUCUUUGGGCCGGUAGAGACCGCUCGCAUUGAACGACAAAAUGCAAAGCUGCUCGAACUGGCCAAGGCGCCGAAAGAAUUGGUGAUGGAGGACAAGCCUGAGCAACCCGAAGACGCCGACAAGGAAGCCACCUCCACCACUACCACCACCACGACGACGAAGGACAACGAAAUGGAGCUCGACGACGCCAAGCCCCGAAAAAGCAAACGCGAAGUCGCACGGCUGCAAGAGGCGAGGAAAGCGCGACAGAUUUCGAAAUUGAGAGGUUCGCGCUCGCGACCGCGAAAUCAGAAAGAGUUUCCUGCUCAUAAGUUGAAAAAGAAGGCGGGAAAACGAUGAAAAGAGAAGAGAGAGAAACAACAAGCGAAUGAUAAGGUCAGCAGUGUUUGAAAGAUGUGGACACCGCCAUAAAAGAAAAAGGGAAAAAGCGGUGUUUUUUCUCUGAUGUCAGGAAUCGGGCGCUUUCUGUGUGUGUGUGCAUUCGAUACCCCCUUCCCAAAUGUCAGCUCGGGAUGAGUUUCAAAUGGGUACUACGCACGAGAAUCAGAAAUUGCCCUCUCGCCCGGGGGGGGGGAAGAUAGGGUGGGGGAGAUCUCUGAGAGAGAGCACAUCCAUCACCUUCCUGAGAUGUGCGUGUGUGCGUAUUUUGCUUGCACGCAUGCGUACUUGCUGUCAACGAAGUACAGACAGCCAGCCAAUACUAGCAGCAGCAGUAGCAGCAGGAGAAUAAUGUAGGCAAUGCAAUGGCAAGGCAGAGCGAAAAGAAAAGAAAAGAAAAAGACGAAGCGAGACAGAUCAUUCUCCCCACCUCCUCACCUCACCUCACCUCACAGAAUGGGACGAAAGAAGGCAAAGC
This is a messenger RNA of Sphaerulina musiva SO2202, 984 nucleotides long. RefSeq lists its product as uncharacterized. Gene Ontology annotation, cellular component: preribosome, large subunit precursor. The record is from RefSeq and is a predicted model, not a curated record. The transcript is spliced from 2 exons. NCBI's taxonomy places the organism in Eukaryota, Fungi, Ascomycota, Dothideomycetes, Mycosphaerellales, Mycosphaerellaceae. The coding region runs from base 69 to 467 and encodes 132 amino acids.